AUGUGGCACGAAUCACGUUCCAAAAGCUCUUUACAAUGUUCAUCCUUCAAUAGCAUUAACAAUUACUAUUUAUUCAAUUACCCGAUGGUACUGAUAACGACAAGUAAACAUAUGCAUGAACUCUUGCUCAAUCAUAUCAAACAAUCAAAGGAGGAGUUUGUUCACCACGAAAUGGAAUUAAUUCAAUUAAUGCUAUCAAACCAAUUGGAAUACAAAGGAAUACAUCAUCAAGAAUGCGCUCAACUAUUUCAAAAACUACUCGAUACUUUUACUGCACCACCACCCUCUGAUCUAUCUCUAGCUGGUUACGCUUUAAUAGCGCUUCUCCAAACUUACUUGGUUGCCUUCACUGAAAUAGUUCAACAAAUAAUAGUUACAAAAGGAAACAUUACAACCCAUCAAAUAUUACAAGAGAGAAAUAAUCAUUAA
Cavenderia fasciculata is the source of this 429-nucleotide messenger RNA. RefSeq lists its product as uncharacterized. The transcript is spliced from 3 exons. Lineage: Eukaryota; Evosea; Eumycetozoa; Acytosteliales; Cavenderiaceae. Bases 1 to 429 code for a protein of 142 amino acids. The record is from RefSeq and is a predicted model, not a curated record.